UGUCCUACAUCUUCGAAAGAUAUGUUGCAAUAAAAUCAUUUAUGAUUAAAGAUUUCGAUUCAGUAUUAUUUUUCUAUGGUAUUAUUCAGUAAAAUUCGCCUCCGUAUCAUUGAAUAUAUCAGUUUUCACUAAUUCACUUUUCCAAGUAAAACUUAUUUAUUCAAGUGCUCAAUUCACCAAAUAUAUUGUAAAUUUUUACUCACAUAAUGGCUCUAUAUUUAAGAAGUGUACACAGACUAUGCACAGCUAGACAAACAAUGUCAUUCCAAACUCCGACAAUACACCGUAUGAUUUCCAUGAAAGUAAAAACUGUUCAAGAAGUCGAGGCAAUAUUAGAAGAGACCCAUGAUAAUAAAAAUGCCCGCCUCAAUAGACCUAUGUCUCCUCACUUGACUAUUUAUCAGCCUCAACUAACAACCAUAUUAUCUAUUACACAUCGUGCAACUGGAGUGGCGUUGAGUGGCGUUACAGCUGGGUUUGGAGCAUUAUUCCUUAUCACGGAUUUGCCGUCAUUUGUACAAUUUGUACAUGGGUUGGAACUACCGUCGGCCGCUAUUGUGUCAGCUAAAGGAUUAGUCGCUUUCCCGUUUUUCUAUCAUUUUUGCAAUGGUGUUAGACACUUGGUGUGGGAUGCUGGUAAAUGUUUGACCAUCAAACAAGUUUAUUCAACUGGAUACGGUGUGAUUGCUGGUAGCAUACUUUUAACGGUAUUGGCUUUAGCUUAUAGUACUUAAAUGAUAAAAACAAAUAAUUGUUCAGUUUCUUAUUCUAUUAUACAAAAUGAUUCAUUUCAAAUAAAACAUGUUUAUUAAAAUCAAUGGUAUUGUACAUCUUGUGUUGUAAUAUUGUAGUAUUCUCAUUAUUUAUUUGUCAGAUAGAAUAACAAGUUGUGUAAGUAAUAUAAUAGUUACAUUAUAUUAUUGUUAUGUAUGUAAUGUGUAACAUAUUUUUUAAAGGAUUACAAAAAUAAUUAUG
Myzus persicae (green peach aphid) is the source of this 975-nucleotide messenger RNA. RefSeq names its product succinate dehydrogenase cytochrome b560 subunit, mitochondrial-like. NCBI's taxonomy places the organism in Eukaryota, Metazoa, Arthropoda, Insecta, Hemiptera, Aphididae. Gene Ontology annotation, biological process: tricarboxylic acid cycle; mitochondrial electron transport, succinate to ubiquinone. Bases 207 to 734 code for a protein of 175 amino acids. Gene Ontology annotation, cellular component: membrane. Gene Ontology annotation, molecular function: succinate dehydrogenase activity; electron transfer activity. The record is from RefSeq and is a predicted model, not a curated record. The transcript has 5 exons.